Paramecium octaurelia is the source of this 583-nucleotide messenger RNA. Lineage: Eukaryota; Ciliophora; Oligohymenophorea; Peniculida; Parameciidae. The record is from the annotation of a GenBank genome assembly.
GUAACAUAGAAUUCUGAAUACGAGCCUUAAAGAAUUCUAGUUGGAGUUACAGGUGGUUCAGCAGCUGAUAAGACCACUUUAUGUGAAACUAUAAAAAGUGAGAUACAAUUUGAUUCUGAUGUCGAUAUGACAAUCUUAUCCUAUGAAUCUUUAUAUAAGGAAGUUGACAAAACAAAAAUCGAUAUUUUUGAUCAUCCAAACUCCAUUGAUUACAUUUCAAGUAAUUUCUACAUUAUUAUCUGGCAAACUAUCUAAAUACCUAAUUACUCAUUUGUAACCGAUGAAAGAGAGAAUGAAGAUGGAAUCAUUUUGCGUGCUCAAGUUAUUGUAUUUGAAGGCAUGUUAGCGUUGUAUGAUGAAAGAAUUAGAAAUGUAUGACAUAUAAAAUAUUCAUACAUUUUAAUGGAACUUUUAAACUCUAAAUCAUAUAGAUGAUAUCAGAUUGUUUAGAAGAAUUAUCAGAGAUGUUUAUGAGAGAGGAAGAAUAUAGAAAGCAUCCUAUUUUAAUAUAGUUAAUUUGUUAAACGUUCUUUUGAGAAUUUCAUUUAACCAUUUAUGAGCUAUGCCAAUCUUAUUAUUCCAG